AAAGGCAGCGUGGACUUCAAAAGCUAAACAAAGAUAUUCCAAUUAUCUCAGUAAUAUGAGAACAGGAAGGUGUGAGAGGAAUUCAUCAAUCACUCAAGAAGUUUGGGACAGUUGGAUGAGUAUGUGGAGUAGUGAAGAAUAUCAGAAGAAAUCUAACCAAAGCAAAAAAAAUAGGCGUCAAGGUGAAUUAGAGAAGCCUGCCCCCUCUACUCAUACUAGUGGGGCCAUAUCUCAUGCCAAAGUUGCUAGUGAAAUUGAAAAGAACUCCCAAACUACAGUGACAAGUUAUCAGGUUUUUGUGUAUACACAUACAAAGAAUCACGAUGGAGAGACUUUUAUAAAUGAUCAGGCUAAAGAAGUGAAUGUAAGUAUUUUUGAAAUUUUAUUAAUUUUUUAAAUAAUUUGCGAUGCUCUUAUAUUAAUUCAAUAAAAUAUUAUAGGAGGAAUUUGUUUCACGUCGUGAGGAGCUAAUUGAUAUUGGUGAGGAAGUGGAUGAUGAUGAGCUGUUCUAUGAUGUUGUUGGUGGACCUGACUCAAAGAACAGAUUGUAUGGAGUUGGCUCAUAUGGUACACAAAAUAUUCAUAGUAAAGCUUCAGAGUAUUCUUCUGAAAUGGACACUUCAUCAUCACAAUCUACUAGUGCUGAAGUUAAUCAUUUGAAAGCUGAGGUGGAACGUUUGCAAAAAACUGUGGAACAACAGAAGGAAUUUCAACAACAAGCGGAACAAAAGCAACAGAAAACGGAUGAUGUCAUCCGUGCUUUAC
Molecule: messenger RNA, 765 nt
Organism: Cuscuta europaea
Lineage: Eukaryota; Viridiplantae; Streptophyta; Magnoliopsida; Solanales; Convolvulaceae
Source: the annotation of a GenBank genome assembly